This is a messenger RNA of Melopsittacus undulatus (budgerigar), 3418 nucleotides long. It is a transcript of the gene PDE7B, whose product is annotated as phosphodiesterase 7B. The record is from RefSeq and is a predicted model, not a curated record. The coding region runs from base 84 to 1583 and encodes 499 amino acids. NCBI's taxonomy places the organism in Eukaryota, Metazoa, Chordata, Aves, Psittaciformes, Psittaculidae. The transcript has 12 exons. Gene Ontology annotation, molecular function: 3',5'-cyclic-AMP phosphodiesterase activity.
GCUCCCUCCCCGCUCUGGAUGCCCAUCGCGGCUGCUCGGGCCGGGGGCUGGCUGUGGCUCCCCGGCGGGGGGUGCGGGGCAGGAUGCCGGUGCUGGAGCGCUUCUUCCCCGCUGUAGAGCCGGGCAGGCGGAGGAGGACGGGGGAAGAGCCCAUGCCCUUUCCCAUGGGCAGCCUGCCCGGUUAUCAGCAGGGGACCCUGGCCUGGGACUUGCCCGAGAUGAUCAAGAUGGUAAAGCUCGUUUGGAAGUCCAAUGGGGAGCUCCGCGGGGCGAAGCACAGAGGGGGUUUGGAGAGCGAGGAUGCCCUGGGCGGUUCGGCAGGAGAUGCACGGGUGAGAGGUCAGACAGGGGUUCUCUCCGAGCGCCGUGGCUCCUACCCGUUUAUAGACUUCCGUCUUUUUAACAAUUCUACACUUUCAGGGGAAAUCGGCACCAAGAAAAAAGUUAAAAGACUGUUAAGUUUCCAGAGGUACUUCCAUGCAUCCCGGUUACUGCGUGGAAUUGUACCACAAGCCUCUCUGUACCUACUGGAUGAGGACUACCUUGGGCAAGCAAGGCAUAUGCUGUCCAAAGUGGGAAUGUGGGAUUUUGACAUUUUCUUGUUUGACCGCCUGACAAAUGGAAACAGUCUUGUAACACUGCUUUGUCACCUCUUCAAUGUGCAUGGACUUAUUCACCAUUUCCAGUUAGAUAUGGUUACAUUACACAGGUUUUUAGUUAUGGUUCAAGAAGAUUACCAUAGUCAAAACCCGUACCACAAUGCUGUCCAUGCUGCUGAUGUCACCCAAGCUAUGCACUGCUAUCUGAGGGAGCCCAAGCUUGCCAGCUUCCUCACCCCAUUGGACAUCAUGCUCGGACUGCUGGCUGCUGCAGCCCAUGACGUGGAUCACCCAGGGGUCAACCAACCCUUUCUGAUUAAAACUAAACACCACCUUGCCAGCCUGUACCAGAACGUUUCAGUGCUAGAAAAUCAUCACUGGCGGUCAACGAUAGGCAUGCUUCGAGAGUCACGGCUCCUCGCCCAUCUGCCCAAGGAGGUGACACAGGACAUCGAGCAGCAGUUGGGCUCCCUGAUCUUGGCAACAGACAUCAACAGGCAGAAUGAGUUUCUGAUCCGUCUGAAAUCUCACCUCGACAAUCAGGAUCUGAGGCUGGAGGAUGCUCAAGACAGACAUUUUAUGCUUCAGAUUGCGCUCAAGUGCGCUGACAUUUGCAACCCUUGCCGGCUCUGGGAUCUGAGCAAACAGUGGAGCGAACGGGUCUGCGAAGAGUUUUACCGGCAAGGUGACCUGGAACAAAAAUUUGAACUGGAAAUAAGCCCCCUUUGUAAUCAACAGAAGGAUACAAUACCAAGCAUACAGAUCGGGUUCAUGACAUACAUUGUAGAGCCACUCUUUGAAAGGUGGGCCCAGUUUACAGGCAAUACUCCCCUAUCUGAAAACAUGCUAAACCAUCUCAGGAGGAACAAGGCCAAGUGGAGGAGUUUGCUCCACAAGCAACACAGCAGUAGUAGGAGCAAUGACCACUCAGGUCAAGUGACUGGCAGCCAAGAACAGACUUUGAAUGAAGAAGAGACUCCUUAGUGGCAGCUUUGCACUUUUCUUCAUAGCACUGCUAUCUCCGUCUUGAUGACAGCAGCAAACAAAACCCGAGGGAGCUAGAAGCCUGUUGUCAAGACCAUGGAAAGGGAAGAAAUGGCAAAGCAGAAGCUGUAAGGGUCAUUGUGAACAAGCCCGCGGUUCUGCUGGGUUCACUUCUGGAUCUCCUUCACUUUCCUCUCCCCUCUCUUCAUUCUGUGCAUGCCUGAUGCCAUUCAUCACUUCUGAUCAUGAACUGCCUGAAUGCAGAGUCCCAGUCAGCAGUACUGAAGCCGGGCUGGUUAUGGCUGCCAUGAAGGAGGGAAGAUUCCUGAGAGAACAGGAGAACUAGAGGCACUCUUGGUUAUAUAGUCAUUUACCACGAGUCAUACUGUGACAUAUGUAUAUAGGCCCAGAGCACUGUACGCUUUCCAAGCUGGCAGCUGGGCUGCACAUUAAACCACCAGCAUCUUCAGCAUCCACAGGACACUGGCUGAGUGAGACAGCACUCACAGAGGGCAGAGAGAGUCUGGUUAUUUUAGUAAUUAAAACAAAAACCUUUUUAACUUUUGUAUUCUGUGCACUAAACAAGAUCUAUAAACCUUGGACUGAAGUUACUCUCCGUAUACACAACUCCAGUGCAACAAGGCUCAAUUUGGUAAUCAUUUUUAUGCCACUUUGGAUAAAAGACGGGCAUCUUCUCAUUGCAAGGAACAGUAUUCCCUCGCAACCAAAAGGGAAGGUGCUGUACAGUCUAAACCUUUGAAACACAAACAGAUCUAUCUUUUGAGUACUGUUUCAAGUAACAUGUUUAUAUUCAUACGUGUACAUUUUCUGUAAAUACAAAGCGCUACUGAUUCCCAUGCCAAAAUACUGGAGUACUGUGGGAUUGCUACCUGUAAAAACAUUGGCACUGUGAACAGAAUACUGUUAGUUUUAAUACAAGAGAAAGCAUUUGUAAAUAUGGUAUAGAGUUUAUUAAUAUACACCAUUGUUUGUGGAUAAAAGCCUUAACUUUUAGCAUACUUCAUCUUCUGAUAGCUGCCAAAAUCAUAUGAUCACAAAAUAUGAUUCUGAACUGCCUUUCCACUACCCAACGUGUAUCAAAGGUUAUUAAGGAAUGAAGUCUAGCAGGAUAACUUCUUGAAAACUUCAAAUACAUUCCAUAUGGGUCAGUGUUUUAAUCCAUGGCACCUUGCACAUUUGGCCUAGGCAAAAGCUUCACAGAGCCUGUAGUUUUAAGUUAAAAAACAGAACAAAACAAAACAAAAAACGACAAUACCACCACAUAAUUUAACAGUUUGACCUGAUGAUCAUUUAUUCAAGAGCUUGAUUUUUUAUUAAAUAGCUUAGUGAUCUACAAAGCAUGGCAGUCUAAUACUCCUGGAGUCCAAUUAUUUUCUUGAGAGAUGUUUCCCUACAUUCCCUCCUUAAGGUAGCCAGCAUCAAAAUGCAUUUGGAUUUUUCUUUUAAUUAAAAAAAAUACUUCAACUGACUUUUAGAUUAGUCUCAAUGAAGGAAAAAAAAUGUGUUGUCAUCUGAGUAUCAAGAAAAACCCUCUUAACAAUCAUAGCAGCUGAGGAAUUUUCUAUAGUCUUGUGCUUGUGAAAGAUCCAUGGCCUUAUCUAUGCCAUGAACAACCUCAGCUGGAAUAGUCUUUAUAAAACUUUACUUAAGCUUCCAUAAUUUCAAUGAGAUUGUAUUCUCAGACACUACUGCUUUCCACCAAAGCAAUUAUCCCCUUCUCCUCUGCCCCCAGAAAAAUUAAUUACAUCCAGGUAAAGAAUGGUGUUGUAAAGCCCCAGUACAUCAAACCUGCAUAGCUGUUUUCCAAAAAAAAA